This is a messenger RNA of Arachis duranensis, 1860 nucleotides long. RefSeq lists its product as uncharacterized. NCBI's taxonomy places the organism in Eukaryota, Viridiplantae, Streptophyta, Magnoliopsida, Fabales, Fabaceae. Bases 170 to 1774 code for a protein of 534 amino acids. The transcript has 5 exons. The record is from RefSeq and is a predicted model, not a curated record.
CAUAAACUCAUAUAUAUACAAAUAAUAUAUUAACUCCGCAUGCAACACCUUAGAGAUAUAUGUAUGCAUGUAUAUAUAUGUAUUGAUUCUUAGCUUGGAGUUUGCUGGUACAAAUUCAAAUUCAAUUUAAGAACUAAUAAUCAUCAAUCAGAAUAUAGUAUAUAGAGGGAUGAACAAGGACAAUGAGACAUACCUUAAACUCUUCUGGGGUGGUGGUAGCUCUUAUUAUCAUCGUCAUCAGCAUCAUCAUCACUAUCACCAUAAGGCAAAGAACAAGAAUACUAUUAUAGCAGUUGCAAGCACGUUGAUUCUGCUCUUUUGCGUUGCUGUGGCCACUUUAUUUGCUUCUGUAGCUUGGAAUCAGUCCAUCUUUGAAGUUUUUUUCAUUCCAAGCCAGAACUAUUCAACAGUCCACACAAUUCCAAUGGUAUCCCGAAAACAAGAAUUUCCACUUAGAUGCAGCAAUUUGAAUUUGGAGAAGAAUGAGACACAAACGUGUCCCAGAGACAACUACCCUACAUCACAUAACCCGACAAAGAACAGCAAUCAGAGCCGUCCAUUAAUGUGUCCGUCAUACUUCACAUGGAUCCAUGAAGAUCUAAAGGCAUGGAGAGAGACAGGGAUCACAAGGGAAAUGCUUGAAGGGGCAAAAAGGACAUCUCACUUUAGGGUAGUGAUCCUGAGCGGAAAGGUGUACGUGGAGAAGUAUAGGAAGUCAAUACAAACAAGAGAUAUGUUUACUCUGUGGGGAAUCGUACAACUACUAAGGUGGUACCCUGGUAUGGUUCCUGAUUUGGAGCUCUUGUUUGAUUGUGAUGAUAGGCCUGUAAUCCAUAGGGACAGGUUUCAAGGCCCAAAUGCUGUUUCCCCACCACCCCCUCUCUUUAGAUAUUGCUCAGAUCAAUGGAGCUUCGACAUUGUCUUCCCUGAUUGGUCCUUUUGGGGAUGGGCUGAAAUAAAUAUAAAGCCAUGGAGAGAUACCUUGAGUGAAAUCAAACAAGGGAACAAGAAGAUGAAAUGGAAGGAUAGAGUACCAUAUGCUUAUUGGAAGGGGAAUCCUGAUGUGGCUCCAACUAGGAAAAAUCUUUUGAAAUGUAAUGUUACAGACAAAAAUGACUGGAACACUCGUCUAUACAGACAGGACUGGGACCAAGAAUCUAAUCAAGGAUACAAAACAUCCAACUUAGGAGACCAAUGCACCCAUAGGUAUAAGAUAUACAUAGAAGGGUGGGCUUGGUCAGUAAGUGAGAAAUACAUUUUGGCAUGUGAUUCCAUGACUUUAUAUGUUAAGCCCAAGUUCUAUGAUUUCUUUAUAAGAGGCAUGGAGCCAUUACAACACUAUUGGCCCAUCAGAGACAAUAGCAAGUGCACUUCUCUUAAGUUUGCCGUCGAAUGGGGCAAUAACAACACUCAUAAGCAGGCACAAGCAAUAGGUGAGGCAGCUAGCAAAUUCAUACAUGAAGAUUUAAGCAUGGAGUAUGUGUAUGAUUACAUGUUUCAUCUGCUUAAUGAAUAUGCAAAACUUCAAAAGUUCAAGCCAACUAUACCUCAAGGGGCAGUGGAGUAUUGCCCUGAAACAAUGGCAUGUUCUGAACAAGGUAUUGGGAGGAAAUUCAUGGAGGAUUCAAUGGUGAAAUCUCCUAGUGAUUCAUAUCCAUGCACUAUUCCUCCACCAUAUGAUCCUUCAACACUUCAAGGCAUUCUUGACAGAAAAGAUAGUUUAACAAAGCAGGUUGAAUUUUGGGAAGAUGAAUAUUGGCGUAACAAACACUAAGAAUACGUUUAAUAACCCUCAAAUAAUUUUUUUGUUUAAACAUAGUAUUUGUAGACAUCUUUUGUAUGUUAUAAUUUAAAGACUCU